Messenger RNA from Doryrhamphus excisus (bluestripe pipefish), 6431 nucleotides. NCBI's taxonomy places the organism in Eukaryota, Metazoa, Chordata, Actinopteri, Syngnathiformes, Syngnathidae. The record is from RefSeq and is a predicted model, not a curated record.
UUAAAAAAUAAUCAUAGAGACGUUAUAAUAGUAGUACUGUGAUGUGAUUCAAAAAUAUCACGCAUAUCCACACCACCACCACCAAAGACAAAAGUAACACAUUUUCAUUUCAUUUUUUUUUUUUUUUUGUCAAAUUCCGUAUUUUAUGACUUCUAGUCCAGUUUGGAUGUAAUAGUUUAAUAAUUUCUACGAUUAAUAUUACAUUGAAUGAUGUAAACCUGAUAAACAGUUAGCCCACAGUUGCUUAUCUUAACGGCGCAUGCUAAUGCUACAUCAUUGUGUCAUUCCAUAACGGAUGCUAAAGUGUUAUUAGCAUUAAAGCUAAACGGUCGGCUCGGAUUGUUCUAAAAGUAAGGCUUUGAUUUGAACAGUUAUGCUGCUAUGAGUGCGAUUCAGUCCAAAAUAAACUUGUUUAUAAAAUGUUCAAGAGUCAUAUCUUUAUUGUAGAGUGUCUGUUUUUUUUUAUUUUUUUUUUUUUACUUUACCUAAUUUUAUGUCAGUUGUUAUGUUGAUGUAAAAGUGAGCUGUAAUGGUAGUUGGAGGGAUAAAACAUGCAAACAAACCCUCCAAAAUGUGAAAAGAUGUCUUCAAAAUUUGCGCCUUCACUCUUAGCACAAUCUUUCAAAAGUAAAUUGUUUGACUACAGCCAAUUUUUAGUCAAAAACAUACAUUUUUAAAGAAAUAUUGCCUAUUUUUGGCCUAAAUGUGGGGUCUCAAACAUGUGGCCCGCGGGCCAAAUGUGGCCCGCAGGACACUAGUUUGAGGCCCCCGCCUUGAUAUGAAAGUUUAAUGUUGAUAUGGAUGCUGUAUGGUAUCAUGUAUCCAGAAAAAAUGAUUAAGUUUGAUUAAUGUUCAUGUUAAAGGUUAAAUAACUGUUAAUAGUUAUCCUCCCUAUCCGUGUGGAAGUGGUAAGUUUUUGGCUAUUUAAGUUUAAAGGAAAUAACUUGAAGGCUACCGUUUAGGUUGCUAGCUCUCUAGUUUGCGAGUUAGCAUGUGUCUCAAGACCCUGCAGUUGCGCAAUAUGUUGUAAAUAAAAAGAGUAUAAAUGUGACUAUAGUCGUGUUUUGUCAUGUCUACAGGGCUCUAAUAAUGCUUUGUUCAUUUUAAUCUGAAAAAAAUAAUUUGUCUACCCACCAACUAUAUGUGGUUUCUUAAGUUUUUAUUAUUUCCGGUUUUAUUAUUAUUAUUAUAUUUAUUUAUUUAUUUAUUACUGAUUGAUUUCUUUAUUCUCGAUUUGUUGAUUUAUUUUUCUGCAGAAAAAUUUAAAUUAAGAUAUUUGAGAACAGUGGAAUGUUUUAUCAGAGCUUUUAUUGUAGAAAAUCAGAACCAAAGCACUGAAAAAGUUUGUAUAUUUUUCUGUUUUUAAUAAAUGCGUUUUUUUUUUUUGGAAAACCUGAUGCGGCCCAGCCUUGCCCAGACCCUAGCUCCAGUGGCCCCCAGGUAAAUUGAGUUUGAGACCCUUGGCCUUAAUGAAGCAGUUUUCAAAUGAAUUAUGCUGUGCGGGAAAAAACAACAACAUGGAUCUCUCUCAAUGUGGUUGGUUUAUUAUUUAUGUCCAAUAUGUCUUCUUUUAUGUUUACUUUGUUGGGUAAUACAUGUGUGAAGUUGAGUAUAGGGGUGCUAUUUCAUGUCUGGAGGGCUCUAAUAAUGUUAAAACUUGUUAAAACUUUAAUUUUUUUUUCACUUUUCCAUUCAUAAAUAAGGAAUCAUGUUUCACGGAAAUUUACUUAUUAACUUAUUUCUUUCUUUUUUAUGAAUGUUAGGUAUUUUGUAGUAGUACGUGGGGAGUGACCUCAUUUACAAUGUGUGUCUUAAGCUGUAAAAAAAAAUUGUAUGAUAAGCCACCCCCCCUCUCUUUCUGCUUAAUGAUGCCUUGCUCUAAAAAUGUCCCUCACACACACACACGCUACUAUAGUCAGAGUGGAAGAGGUGUUAAACUCGGACGUUAGGACCCUUUAACCAGGUAAGUACAAUGUUCUAAUUGAGUUUUAAUUACUUUUAAUCCUAACAAUAACCACCAUGUUGAGAAUAAAUAAUUUCUUAGAAUCAUAAACGUAUUAUGAUGGUGAAAAUCCUCCCCUUUUGUUUAGGUUUGUGAUGGUUUUUCAUCUACAAAUAUUGUUUGUCGCUCUGCUGUGCAGCACUUUCUCCACCAGCAUGCAAGCGCCUCUUCUCAGCCUUUGGGGCAAAGUGGCGGAGUUCAACUUAGGUUGCAGCCACUGGAGACUAGAGGACGGGGUCUCCAUCCCCACCUUGAACCACCUCACUGCGUGCCUGGACCUCAAGUUUAAGGCACCAGCUGGAACUCAGUGGACAGCCUUCAUGUACCGCUAUCCUGACACCCAGUGUGUAGGUCUUGGCGUGGGGGGUUGCAGGGAUUGUUUGGUGGUCUGGUUGUUUGGCACAGAGUGGACCACCCUCCCAAUCAGCCUUGGGGUAAAGGAGUGGCAUUCUCUAUGUAUGACAUGGUCUCAUACUAAAGACAGGCCUCUGCUUUAUGUCAAUGGGACCCUGAUGGACCUCAUGGCGGUACAAGACUUUUCACCCUCCUGUUGCAAACCGGCUCCGAAUGGUACGCUCACCCUGGGUGCCGCCCACGAGCUGGUGGACGGAAAAGUCCAGAUCCUUCCGUCCACCAUCUUGACCGGCACUGUGUCCCUGUUUCGACUGUGGGGGCAAGAGCGCAGCAGGCAGGAAGUGACGUCACUCAAGUGCACAGAGGGAGACCUGCUGCAGUGGGACAGCCACCUGUGGGACACACGGGUGUGUGCCCCCAUCCCUGACCCUACGCUCAAGUGUGAGUGGUCCAUUUACACAGUCAACGUGAAGUUCAGCAUCAUUCGAUAUGACGGCAACAACACGGAGCUCUACACGGCCAGAGACAUUGCACAUCGCUGGCUCCGAGAUGUGCUCCCGUCCAACAUUUAUUUACACAGAGUGUCUGUCUAUGAAGCUGUCAGAUUCAGCGCCAAAGACUCAAACAUGCUGACAACAUUGAGUCAAGGCAAACUGGUACGCUGGACCUCCUCCAAUAUUAACAGGUUUGAUUGCUUGGUCUACGUGAGCGUCAUCCCCUGUGCGGACGUGGCAGCGGUGCAGGACACGAUGCACGCCAACCUGGGUACCCCCUAUCAUGGUUUCGGUGAUCUGAUCCAAGUGCUGGCGGACGUAGCGAGCAUAGAAACCACGCCUGUUGCUAGUUUCUCCCCUGACACGGUUCCCCCUCCCGUGACUACAAGAUCUCCACCCGUCACAAACUUCACUAUGAUGACAUCGGUGCUUACUUCCGCCUUCACUGAGACAUCCUCAAAUUUCUCAAGUGAUCUGUACUUUGAGGUCAAGGUCAACGUGUCGAUAAGAGGAGAGUGUGAAGCGGAGGAUAUUCUCGCCACGUGGCUCAACGACACGCUACCCGAUCACAUGAUGACGGUGCUAGGCCUUCAGCUGCUUCCCAAACAUCAACGACUUAAACUCAGCCGCGGGUGGGACCUGUCGGUUUCUGAUGGGGUGUCUUCAAACACUGUGUCCAGAGAGAGCUUCAUCUUCCAGGUUGAGGUGAAGAUGUGGCUUACAGACCCCCAGCAAGUUGAACAGCAGAUACGAGAUCUGCUCCUGGUGCCUUACAACCAAGGCUCCGUCUCCAUAGAGACCGAAGACAUAGAAAUAUGCCGCAUCUUGAACGUGACCUGUCAGCCAGAGAGUCAGCAAACAAGAAGAGGUCUCUUUGAGUGGCCCGUCACUCCAGGAGGGAAAAAUGCUUCUCAGCCUUGCCCGAAAAACCCUCAACGCAGUGGCACAAGACACUGUAAACUGAGUUUCAGCACCCAUUGGAUGGCCCCAAACCUCCAAGAGUGCCCUAUAGUGGUGGAAACCAUCCUUGAUCUUGACCAAGUGGAAGUCACUCCAGAUAAUGCCAUGGACGUUAUGGAGAUAAUGCAUGGUUUACUGAAGAACCACUCCAACCUCAGCUACCAGGAGCUGGACACUGUGCUCAAUAAGCUGAAGGACGUGGUGAACGUCAGCAUGGUGACGCCAGUCCUGGGCACGGCAGUCAUCAACACCGUCUCGGACAUACUGGAGUCUCACAGCUUCCUCUUACCCUUCACUAAUACGAUUCUGAACAUCACAGAGGCAGUAGGAGACCGCAUGGUGGGAAUGGAAAACUCGUCAAAUCUUGUCGCUCCGGCCGUGGUGGUCUCAAUGGUGGACGUGGUUCCAAGAGAGUUUGCUGGUUUGACUUUUGGAGUGUCUUCGGAUAGGACGGGCUCCAAGCCUGAGAUUUUUCUAAACAGGCUUCCUCUUAAAGACACGGUGGCUUUCAUAGCCCUGCCCUCCAUUCUGCAACACAGCUUCCCGCCCAACCAGAGCGCGCAGAGGAUCCAGUUUCAGUUCUAUGGCGUGUCGCAACUCUUCAGGGACAACCACCAGAAGCAGAUUCUGAACAGCUUUGUGGUGUCAGCCAGCGUGAGCAACGCCACCUCUCAAAUACAAGACCUUGAAGUUGACAUUAAAAUCGUACUGCACCACCUCCAACCUAUUUAUCAACACAUGGACACACAGUGUGUGUAUUGGAACUUCAAUGAAAACAACGGACAUGGAGGAUGGGACCCUCGUGGUUGCAGGAAACACAACAGCAGCCUGGAUUUCACAACAUGUUUGUGUGAUCAUCUCACACACUUUGGAGUUCUUCUGGAUGUCACCAGGGCCCCAGUGGACAAAGCUAAUGAGCAUAGGCUGACGAUCAUCACGUAUUGUGGAUGUGGAGUCUCCUCACUGUUUUUGGGAAUAACGGUCCUCACGUACACAGCUUUUCACAAGCUCCGUCGAGACUACCCCUCCAAGAUCCUUAUCAACCUCUCGCUGGCCCUGCUGGGUCUGAACCUGGCAUUCUUGCUCGACUCCUGGCUCUCCUCCUGGGGAAUAGACGGCCUCUGCAUGGCCGCCGCAGCAACGCUCCACUACUUCCUACUGGCGUCAUUUACCUGGAUGGGACUGGAGGGUGUCAAUAUGUACUUCGCCCUCGUCAAGGUCUUCAACGUCUACGUGCCGUCCUACAUGCUCAAGUUUUGUGCUCUGGGAUGGGGUAUCCCCUUGGUCAUUUGUAUUCUGGUGCUCGUGGUGAACAGAGAUGCCUACGGCAGCCACCUCUACAACGAUGCUCUUACCAGAACGGAGUCACUUGACAACUCCGACAACUUCUGUUGGCUUCAGGACGACGUUACCUUCUACGUGUCUGUGGUCGCCUACGCCUUGUUGAUGUUCCUCUUUAAUAUUGCCGUUUUUGUGGUGGUCCUGAUCCAGAUUCGCCACAUGCGGGCAAAAGGUCCAAGUGGGACACGUGGAGGACUGAUGCACGACCUAAAAGGGAUCGCCACUCUCACUUUACUACUGGGACUCACAUGGACUGUGGGUUUUUUUACAUGGGGGCCGGCUCGACUGGUUCUGCUGUAUAUGUUCUCUGUACUUAACACCAUGCAAGGGAUGUUCAUCUUUCUCUUCCACUGUCUGAUGAAGGAAAAUGUCAGAAAACAGUGGAGGAUCCAUCUCUGUUUUGGGAAAUUUCGACUUGAAGAGCACUCAGAGUGGAGCCACUCUGUGUCCGUUGCCAAACCCGCACAAAGGUUACCGUCAGUCCGCUCCAUCAAAUCCAGCUCCACCGACAGCACCUCGGCCUCCUCCGAGUCCAGCCAGAGGGGCUGGUCCUGCAAGAGACCUGACCUGGGUCAUUUUAUGAAUCCCCUGACUUUUCCACGUGCCCAGAUGAGCCAUUCAGGUGGUGGCACUGCGUGUGAGCCCACCACAAGGGUGACAAAACACCCCCCUCCACCCAGCAUCGACACUGAAAAGUUUCAUUAAGUCUCCCUAAUUGUAUCAUGAAACACUAUUGUUCUUUGUUUCUGCUAAGUAUCACAAAGCAUCAUGCAAUUAUGAAAACAUUACAUCAGGACCAAGGAGGAGCCUGUUGCCAAGCAACUGGUGAGGAGACAUUGUGACUAUGAGACACACAAAAACGCACAACAUGAUGCAAGUCAGACUCAUGGUCCUUUGAUGAAGCUGAUCAUUUUGGAAUAUUAUUUAUAACACUUACUGCAUUUAUAACAUACUAUAUGUCCAUUGUGCUUAUGUUUAGCUUUGUUGCUAACUGUGCUAAACAAUUUAAAUUAAUAUUUGACAGCUAUGUAUACGUAUGUAUAAUAAAGGGAAUCAAUACACAAACCUGUGAAUUACACUGUUUCGCCAAACUGGCUUUAUAUAGAAUAUCAACGGUGCAAAACGUAUACUUUUGAACUAAUAGACGGCAACAAUGCACCAAAAUGUAGCUUUAAAUAACCAAACAUGUUUACCAACGGAGCUUGAAGAGAUUAAACACAAACUAAACCUCAAGGAGUGUCUUCAGGCACUGAAGCAGUUCACCAGCUUCUUGGCGUUCC